AUGGAGGAAGGGCCUCUGAAGCUUGAGCCGAAGCCCUUGCCUCCCUCUUUGAGGUAUGCAUUCUUAGGCAAGAAUAAUUCAUAUCCUGUGAUUAUUAGUUCCUUUUUGAGGCAUGAGGAGGAGGAGGCGCUAAUUGAGGUGCUCAAAAGUCAUAAAACGGCUCUUGGGUGGACCAUCGGUGAUUUAAAAGGAAUUAGUCCGGCUAAGUGCAUGCAUAAGAUCUUGCUUGAAGAUGAUACUAAACUAAUUGUGCAACCACAAAAGUGGCUAAAUCCAACUAUGAAAGAGGUGGUCCAAAAAGAAGUAAUGAAGCUUUGGGAAGCCGGGGUCAUUUACCCUAUUUCUGACAGCCCAUGGGUGAGGCCUGUGCAAGUGGUUCCCAAGAAAGGUGGAAUGAUAGUGAUUAAGAAUAAAAAUAAUGAGCUUAUUGCUACAAGAACAGUCACAGGGUUAGCCGGCCAUGCUUAUUACUAUUUUCUAGACGAAUACUUUGGCUACAAUCAAAUUGCUGUAGACCCUAAAGAUCAGGAGAAGACAUUGUUCACAUAUUCCUUUGGAGUAUUUGCUUACAGAAAGAUGCCGUUUGGACUCUGUAUUAUUCUUGGUUACCGGAUUUCAAGCAAAGGAAUAGAGGUUGACAAAGCUAAAGUGGAGAUUGCAAAAUCUUUGAACAACCUUUUAGUUGCUAACAUUCCUUUUAUCUUUGAUGAUGAUUGUUCGCAUGCCUUUGAAACUCUGAAAGCAAGGCUUGUCUCUGCUCCCAUCAUAGCUCCUCUCAACUGGGAUUUACCAUUUGAAUUGAUGUGUGAUGCCAGUGAUUAUGCUAUAGAAGCUGUCUUGGGACAGAGGUCCUAUUUAAUUGGUUCCAAGGUUAUUUUUUAUACUAACCAUGCUGCUCUUAAGUACCUUCUAACCAAGCAGGAAUCUAAACCAAGAUUGAUCAGGUGGGUGCUACUUCUUCAGGAGUUUGACAUUGAGAUUAGAGACAAGGAGGGAUUAGAGAAUCAAGUGGAUGACCACCUUUACAGGACUGAUCCUGAAGAAGGGACGCAACCUCCCACUGCUGUGACUGAAACCUUUCCGGAUGAGCAACUCUUCAUGAUUCAAAGGGAUCCGUGGUUUGCAAACAUUGCAAACUACAAGGCGAUGAGGUUCAUCCCCAAAGAGUACACUAAACAACAAGUUAAAAAGAUUUUAACCGAUGAUAAGUACUACUUGUUGGAAAUACUAUACCUUUUUAAGAGAUGCUCAGAUGAAAUUAUCCGGCAUUGUGUCUCAGAUGAGGAAACACAGCAAAUUCUCUGGUAUUUUCACGGUUCUGAGUACGGAAGUCACUUUAGUGGUGAAAGCACGGCUACAAAGGAAAAUGUCCCGGUAUCUGAAGUCGCUAUUCAGCAAACGCUUAGACUUUCACCAAUUCCAAAAGGGAAGGAUGCUUAUCAAGAAGUAGAGUUUCUCCGCAAGAUAUUCGCUUUUGAGUGGGAUGCCGUGAUUAAAGUCAUUGCACAAUCCGAAUACCGUUUCACACGACUAGCAUAUACGGUUGGAGUCCCACAUGAGGCUGAUGAUGAGAUAGCGAUAGUGCCUAAGGAAAAAGAAUUUGUCCUGCAUGAAAAAUGGAUCAAGCCUCAGGUUGCACCCAAGGACAAGGCCCCACCUUCAGAUGGCAUGGGACCAUCAAUUCCAUCAUCACCAUCUAAACCUAUGCAUCAAUUGUUGAUUAAGCUCACCAAGAAGAUAAAUCGGCAUGGUCGGAUGCUCGAGCAAAGUGAGUGUCGCAACAAGAGAUGCUAUGAAUAA
This is a messenger RNA of Arachis ipaensis, 1800 nucleotides long. The record is from RefSeq and is a predicted model, not a curated record. Lineage: Eukaryota; Viridiplantae; Streptophyta; Magnoliopsida; Fabales; Fabaceae.